AUGUUCGAAUUACAUCCAGAAUACAUUGAUCUGUUUCUACAUCGAGCCAGCACCGUAGCUUUGUUUGAGGUAAGUACAUUUUUUUGUAUUCAUGGUUAAGGUCAGGAAAUUCAAUGGGCUAGGGCUAGGGUUAGGGCUAUUGCUAAGGCUAGGGCUAGGACUAGGGCUAGGGCUAGGGCUAGGGCUAGGGCUAGGGCUGGGACUAGGGCUAGGGCUGGGGCUAGGGCUGGGGCUAGGGCUAGGGCUAGGGCUAGGGCUAGGGCUAGGGCUAGGGCUAGGGCUAGGGCUAGGGCUAGGGCUAGGGCUAGGGCUAGGGCUAGGGCUAGGGCUAGGGCUAGGGCUAGGGCUAGGGCUAGGGCUAGGGCUAGGGCUAGGGCUAGGGCUAGGGCUAGGGCUAGGGCUAGGGCUAGGGCUAGGGCUGGGGCUUGACAAGGUAAGGCUAGUAAAUGAACAAAGACUAAGACCAAAGCUAAGCUAGGCAAGGGUCAGGACUAAGGGUUAGUUUUGGGCUACGCCUACACUAGUGCAAUAUCCAGGGCCGAGCGGGAACUUUUGGUCUGGGGGCGGGGGUCCAAAAAAAUUGGCACUUGCUACAUGUGCCAUUUUUUGCAAAAUUUUUUUUUCUGGUGGUUUCAGGCCAAAGCCCGCAAAGAACUCCAAAAGCUCUCGUCCUCGGACAAAGUCUUAUUCAAAGACUGUGCCACCUCGGCCAAGACGGUAAUAGCCAUGGCCAGGUGUGUGAACCGAGUAUUAGAUAAAAGAGACAAGUUUAAUGACGAAAUAGAAGAAACCCUACCCGAUGACAACAAUUGUGACUUUGACCAGUCGGACGGGAACUGGGUCAUGGGAUUAAUGAGGAGUAUCUACCGCACUUUCGGAUGCCCUGAGGGCAAAAAACCAAAAAUUGAAAAAGAAGAUGGAUUUAAGGUCAAUAUUAGUAAGUUUUUAACAUUUUUUAUAUUUUUAAAUUUGCAAACCGUAUGGCUCAUUAUUUUUUGAACAACAAAUUUAAAAAAAAUUUUUUUUUAUUUAAUUUAUCUUACCUUAUCAUAUAAAAAGUUUGCGUACUUUAUGGCUCAUUCUUUUUUGAACAAAAUAUUUUUUUUAAUUUUUUUGUUUUUUUAUUUCACCCUACUCUACCCUAUUUUACCGUACCCUACUUUACCUUACCCUACUUAAUGAGUUUACAUUUUCAGAUAUAACAAAAAACUCCAUGCCUAAACCCAUUCCUAAGGUCGUAACAGUACCAAUAGUACCAAGGCAGCCAUUACGGGUGAAAGACCGGCUUACGAUGUAUCGUUAUAACCGUACAGCGCCUAAAAUACGUCCUUUAUCUACGACUAAUUUUCAAAAACUUCAAUUACCAGCUGAAGCUCAGCAAGCUCAAGAUAGGACUGGUUCACAAAAUGGGCUACAUAGUACUGGGACUCUAAAAAAUUUGCAUAUUGAAGAUUUUCAUCGUUCCGGGAGCGGGAAACAUCGUUCUGAAGUAGAGGGUCACCGUUCUGAAGGAAUUAUUCAACGUUCUGGAGAAGUGAAUCGCCGUUCUGAAGGAUUGAACCACCGUUCUCAAAGUGUAAAUGGUCGUGAUCAAGAAAAAAACGAAGCAAAUCAUGCUCAAUAUAGUACCAAUGCUCGACAAAGACACAGAAAGCUGUUUAAUAAUGCUGAAAGGAUUGUCAUGGGCAAGGAUAGGAGUUCAUCGGACGAGGAACGGCACAAGUUGGACAUUAAGAAGCUGAAACGGCGGGAGAUUAGUGAGUUUUACAUUUCUUUACCUUAUCUUGCUUUGCCCUGUCUUUGCCUUGCCUUUGCCCUGCCUUUGCCCUGCCUUUGCCCUGCCUUUGCCCUGCCUUUGCCCUGCCUUUGCCCUGCCUUUGCCCUGCCUUUGCCCUGCCUUUGCCCUGCCUUUGCCCUGCCUUUGCUUUGCCUUGCCUUCCUCAUCAAGAUCCUUUUCUACCUUGCCGUGUUUUGCCGUGCAAUCUUUUAUCGUAACUUCUGGUGCUUUACCCUGCCCUGCAAUAUCGGGCAUUACCCUACCUUUUCUUCUCCUGUCCUGCCCUUCCUUGCUCUGCUUUCUCUUAUCUUAUCUUAACUUAAGUUACUCAUUUCUGUAUAAAAACGUAACUUUAGGACCCCCGCCUCCAGCCUAUCCAGUGUCAAAACGAUGUGAGGUGCCACACAAUGUUGGACUGUUGAGGAAUGUUCAAAGUUACUUUGACAAAAUGAACCAUGUCAUUCGGUUUACUUACAAAAUGGGCAAACAUAACGAAAGGUAAUACCUUUGUUUAAAAUUGCAAAAACUUUCUUUACAAAACACAAAAGGGCAAAAACUUUCUUUACAAAACACAAAAGGGCAAAAACUUUCUUUACAAAACACAAAAAGGGCAAAAACUUUCUUUGCAAAAAAUGGCAAAAACUUUCUUUACAAAACAAAAAAUUGCAAGAACUUUCUUUGCAAAAAAAUGGCAAAAACUUUCUUUACAAAACAAAAAAUUGCAAGAACUUUCUUUACAAAACAAAAAUAGCAAGAACUUUCUUUACAAAACACAAAAAGGGCAAAAACUUUCUUUACAAAAAAAUGGCAAAAACUUUCUUUACAAAACAAAAAAUUGCCAAAACUUUGUUUACAACGCUUAAAUUUUUCAGAUUUUUCAAAGAAAUGAACGAAAAUGUGGCGUUCCAAAAUCGACCACCCAAUGGAAAAUCACCGUACGAAGAGAUGCAGAAAAUGAUGCAGCAAAUCGAAGAGUUUGAUGACAAAGGAGUCAUAUCUAUUUUGUCUCCAAAGCUCUUCAAUUUAAUGCCAGAUCAACCUGAUCCUGAGUCGAAACGAUAUAUGUCACCGAACAUGUUCAGCUUCCAGGAAGAGGGGUUUCUACCACUGCCUAAGUUGUUUCGGGUAGGUGUUUGAAGUGUUAUUAGACGAGGUAGGUCUUAGGUAGAGCUUGAGUAGGGUCAUUGUAGGGCUAACGUAGGGUAUGGUAAGGCGGUGAAAGUAAGGGUAGGGUAAGGCUGGGUUGUAGGACACCGUAGGACUAUUGUAAGGACUGGGUAGGGUAGAGCAGGUUAAUGCAAAUACAGCAAGAACACUGUAUAUUUAAUCAUUUAGUCAUACAUAUGGUAUGACUAAAUGAUUUGCUACUACAGAUAUGGUAUCCUGCUACCGUUUUAAGGUUAAGACCAAAUUAGAACACGGUUCAGAGCUUUUGUAGGGGCUACGGUAUUGACUAUGGAAAGGAAGUGUAUGACUAUAAAUUGCAUUCUAUACCGGUUACUGUAAGGCUAACGAACGAUUCAAAUAAAAGUAAUGCUAAAAACUACUUUAGAGGUAACGGUAGGGCGAGGGAAUCAUUAAAGCAAAGAUUAAACUAGGGUCUGAGGUAGAGGUUACGGUAACUAGUUUUGAGAGUUUGUUAAAUGGUAGGUGGGCUUGUAUUAGUAAAGAGUAGGAUGGGGUAAAGUAUGGUAGGGUAGGGCAGGGUAAGGUAGGAUAGGGUAGGGUAGGGUAGGGUAGGGUAGGGGAGGGUAGGGUAGGGUAGGGUAGGGUAGGGUAGGGUAGGGUAGGGUAGGGUAGGGUAGGGUAGGGUAGGGCAAGGUAGGGUAUCAUAUAAUAUCAUCUAACAUCAUAUCAAUGUCUUCAGAUGAGUAACUCUGACGAAUGUGAGACCCUAAAAUGGCUCGACCUAAUGUUAGACUUUACUGGUGGUACUCGAAUUCUCAAUGGUCAUAUGGAGAGAUUGGGUGAGCAUAUGAAAACGGUCGAUUCCACACUAUAUCCACGGGUUUUGGAGACGGAGAAAAUGGAAGAACAUUACGAUUAUGUCCAUUCUUUCUCGACCGACGAGCAAAAGAAACAAAUGAAAAGUGAGGGAUAUGCACCUUUGAAUGCCAAACAAUUGGAGUUGAUGUAUGGACAAAAUGGUAAGAUUUUGAAUUAAAUAGCAAAAACUUUCUUUACAAAACAAAAAUGGCAACAACUUUCUUUUCAAAACCAAGAAUGGCAAGAACUUUCUUUACAAAACAAAAAUGGCAAAAACUUUCUUUACAAAACAAAAAUGGCAACAACUUUCUUUUCAAAACCAAGAAUGGCAAGAACUUUCUUUACAAAACAAAAAUGGCAAAAACUUUCUUUACAAAACAAAAAUGGCAACAACUUUCUUUUCAAAACCAAAUAUGGCAAGACUUUGUUUACAAAACAAGAAAUGGCAAAAACUUUAUUUACAAAGCCAAUGACGGAAAAAGGUUGAUCAUCGUAUAACAUGUCACCCGCAAGCUGGUGCCAACAAAGUUUUUAUUUUUCUCAAAGAACACGGCCUGAUCUAUUUCGAAACAGUUUUUGAUACUAUUUAUCGACUUCAUUGUAUUAAGGGGGUGCAGAAUUAAGUGAGCGGUCUUGUAUUGAAGAGGCGCGGAAUUAAGUGAACGACUUAAUAGUAUAAAAUUGUAUUUAGGUAUUCUUCCCUCCUACAAAGUGGACAUAAACGCUCAUCAACAAGAGCCAGAUGCCGUUUUGGAGAAAACAAUCCGUCGGCUAGCCUCGUUGAGCGACGAAGAAGUGAAAGAAGUCGAGAAAAUGGAUUCAGACGCCGAAGCUUCGACGAUACAACCGAACAAAGUAAAUGAAGAUGGUGACAUUCCUUUCCGAACAAAGCGACAGGCCGUACGUCGGCCGAGUUUUUUCGAUUUUCGAGAUUUGGAUCCCUUUGCUAUUACUCAACGAAUAGGCAAUCCGAACAUACUGGGACAUUAUGUGUUGUCACCAUAUGCGUUCUAUCUACAGGUCUUCUCACCUACAUUACUUAAUGUAAGUUUCUUUAGUUUGUAAAGAAAGUUCUUGCUAUUUGUUGUUUUGUAAAGAAAGUUCUUGCCAUUUUUUGUUUUGUAAAGAAAGUUUUUGCAAUUUUUUGUUUUGUAAUGAAAAUUCUUGCCAUUUUUUGUUUAAUAAAAGAAGACAUUGCAAAUUUUUUGUUUUGUAAAGAAAGUUUUUGCAAUUUUUCGAUUUGUAAAAAAAGUUCUUGCAAUUUUUUUUUGUAAAGAAAGUUCUUGCCAUUUUAUGUUUUGUAAAGAAAGGUCUUGCCAUCGUUUGUACUGUAAAGAAAGUUCUUGUCAUUUUUUAAUUCGUAAAGAAAGUGUUUGCCAUUUUUUGCUAAUAUAACAAUUUUUGUUUUGUACAGGCUGCUGGUGACAUCUUAUACGCUGGAUGCUAUAUUUUUCAUUUAUUUUUAAUUUUAAAAUUUUUUUAAAUUUCAAAACUUUCAGAUGGAAAUAAUAAAUCCUCGAGCAUUCAUAGCGACCAUCUUCUCGCCAGUAGUACUAGUUCUCCGUGUACUAUCACCAUCCGCCUUCCGGCUUAUGUUAUUCUCCCCUCUGAUGUUGAUUGCCUGGGUAAUGGUGCCAGAGGCAUUUUUGGCCAAGAUUUUCUCACCGAAACUUCUGGAUGCCAGAAUCUUGUCUCCAGAAUCGUUUUCAGCCAUCGUGCUUAGUCCAGGAGCUGGUGUUAUGCGUAUAGCAUCACCUAAUGCUAUGAAUGUGCUUGUCUUGUCACCAUCCAUCUUUACCUAUGGGUUGUGGUCCGGUAACAGAUAUGUGGUACAGGUAUUGUCACCUGGUUUGGUUGGUGUGGAUCAACAUCCUUUAUUGAAGCCGUUGCCUUAA
Messenger RNA from Bursaphelenchus okinawaensis, 5658 nucleotides. The record is from the annotation of a GenBank genome assembly. Lineage: Eukaryota; Metazoa; Nematoda; Chromadorea; Rhabditida; Aphelenchoididae.